AUGGAAAAACGCACCAAUCUGGUCGAAUAUCUCUUCCUUCGGUUAACACAACUUGGAGUCUGUUCUGUGCAUGGAGUUCCAGGAGAUUACAACCUCACGAUCCUAGACUUUCUAGAACCCGCUGGCUUACAUUGGGUCGGAAAUGCAAAUGAGUUGAAUGCUGGCUAUGCGGCCGAUGGUUACGCCAGGAUCAAAGGAAUAUCUGCCCUGGUCACAUCGUUCGGUGUAGGAGAACUCUCAGCAAUCAACGCAAUAGGUGGUGCCUACUCUGAAAAGGCCCCCGUUGUCCAUAUUCUUGGCGACGGAAACCUUAGAGUCUUCGCAGAUGUGUACAAAUCUUUCACAGUGGCGCAGGCCAAUUUGGUUGAUGCCAAAACGGCACCGAGCCUGAUCGACGAGGUACUCAAGAAAUUCUUCUUACAGUGUCGACCGGUCUACAUUGAAAUUCCAACCGACAUGGUCGUCGCCGAGGUUUCACUUUCCUCCAAGCGUAUCGACCUAACACUAUUAGGGCAUAGCGAGCCACUUGAGAACGAAGCAGUCAGCGCCUUGGUUACGAAAAUGCAACAGUCGCAAAAACCCUUGAUUCUGGUGGAUGGGUUUGCUGCCAGAUUUGGCGUCCGGGACGAGCUCAACGAGCUGGUGCGACUGACUGGCAUCCCUACUCUGACGACACCGUUCGGGAAAAGUCUAGUAGAUGAAUCGCUGCCGAAUUUCCAUGGUGUAUUCAGCGGUUUAGCCGGUGAUUCUACCCACGCGGCCUGGGUGCAAAGUCGUGAUCUAGUGCUCCAUUUCGGUCCUCUGGGUUCGGACACCAACACAUAUGGAUUUACUGCGUGGCCAAAUAGUCAAGUUACUGUUUCUAUAGAGAAGAAUACGGUGGAAAUGAACGACCCACUUGAGGCGACGUCGUCCUCACGCGGCAUACAUAUCGGGUCUUUCUUGAACAAGAUGAUACGGGCACUAAAGCAAACAUUUUUGCCCCAGCACGAGCCAUUUCCACCGAACCCAGGACAUCCCCGGGAACUUCUGCAAGCUCUGGCACCGCCAGUACUUGAUGUAAAAGUGGAUCAAUACUCCUUUUGGCUACGCAUGUCUCAUUUCUUCCGCCCGGGCGACGUGGUAAUGACGGAAACGGGUACAUCCUCAUAUGGUGGCCAGUCGUUCGUCCUCCCAAGGCAAACGACACUGAUCAAUUCUUGCAUCUGGCUUUCGAUUGGCUACAUGCGUGCUGCAUCACAGGGAGUUGCUCUCACUCAGAGAGACAUGGACAAAGAAGGUAGCCGGCCACAAGGACGAACGAUUCUCUUUGAGGGUGAGGGUAGCCUCCAGAUGUCUGCGCAAGCCAUCAGCGAUAUCAUCAGGAAUAAGCUGGAUAUUGUUAUCUUUGUGAUCAACAAUAACGGAUAUGCGAUAGAGCGUCUUAUCCACGGAUUCAAUGCUAGUUAUAACGAUAUCCAACCCUGGUGUCACUUGGAGGCACCAAAGUACUUUGGUGCUCCGUUGGACAACGAAGUCUACCCAGUAAGGGUUAGAAGGAUUGAAACGUGGGGCCAGUUGGAAAUGGCUUUGAGCGACCCAGAGAUCCAAGAAGGCAGAGGGCUCAGCAUGGUCGAGGUUGUUGUGGGCAUCAGAGAUGCACCUAUAGCACUAACCAAGUUUGCAGACUAUCUCCGAGUGCGUAACAGCACGGGUUCACCCUGA
Molecule: messenger RNA, 1704 nt
Organism: Fusarium pseudograminearum CS3096
Lineage: Eukaryota; Fungi; Ascomycota; Sordariomycetes; Hypocreales; Nectriaceae
Exons: 2
Coding region: 1-1704 (567 amino acids)
Molecular function (GO): thiamine pyrophosphate binding; magnesium ion binding; carboxy-lyase activity
Source: RefSeq, a predicted model, not a curated record